AACGCGGUGAUAAAUAAUGGCCGCGCUAUCGCCCUCGAGUCUCGCCGCUCUCCCGGACUCUCUUCUGCUCCAGAUUCUGGCCUCGCUGCCGCCGCGUGACCGAAUAGGCGUGGCCAGAGUCUGCAAGCGGUGGCAUCGUUUGGUGCGGGACAAGUUGUUGUGGCGACACGUGGACCUCUCUUCUUGCAGGAUAUCCUCCAAGAUCUUAUGGCAUCUUCUGCGGAACUAUCUCCGAGGCAGCUUGCGGACUCUGAAGCUGCGAGGAUCCCUCCUGUCCUUUCGGAAGCAAGUACUUACCUCAGCACUGAUGCAGGCUUUGGGCAAACAAUGUCCCAAACUCCACCAGUUGAGCUUGAUGGAGACAGACCUCUGUUCACUCCAGUAUGACUGUAUGCCCUCCUCUCUUACCACCCUGGAGCUGAGAUACUGCGAGAUCCCUUUUGUGUGGUUCCAAGUGCCAGAGACCUCCAAGAUCUGCACUUUCCCAAGAAUCCAAGAACUUGCAAUCUGGAAUGUCCCUUCUUUUUCCAACCAGCACCUAUUCAGUAUCGCCACCCAGGGCACUCUCAAGACUCUUAUCCUUUCAGAAGUGUACCGUGUAACAGAUGUGGGGAUCCAGACAGUAGCACCACAUCUGAAAGACCUUGAGCACCUUGCCUUGCUCCAGUGUAGCACUGGUGAUUCAGCCAUGCACUUCAUUGGGCGCCACAUGAAGCAACUGCACCACUUAGAUCUCAGGAGCAAUUCUUUGACAGAUGUAGGUCUUCUUUGCUUAAGUGGUUUGCCAAUCUUAGAGGGCCUUUGUUUGAGAGACUGCAGCCAACUUUCUCCAGAAACCAUUUUAAUUGUUUGCCAGUCACUCCCCAGCCUGAAGCAUCUUGAUUUAAGUAGGAUAGACUUUGAAGACAAAAUGCUCCAAAAGAUCCAGAUGGGUUUGCCAAGCUGCAUAGUGGCAAACACCAUCUCUUGCACAGAUUCCAGUGUAAUAUCUUAGACAAUAGCAAAUUUUCCCCAUGAAUGUUAUUCAGAGGUCAAAAGAUGGCAGCUCAGGGAUACAUCUCAGCAGCUUUUUAUCCUUACAGCCCAAAUGUUUGUAGUAGGCUAAAAAUGGAACAGAUCAGACAAAACAAGUAUCACAUCUCAAAGGCCAUUAGUUUAAUUGUUGUGCAAAUUAUAUGGCCAAUGUUUGUACUGCAAAUGUCCUGCUUUUGACAUAAUUCAAGCAUAAAGAAUCCAGUGCCUUCCAAAUUUUUGAUAUACCCCCCUCCAACUCCCAUCAGUUCCAGCUAGUACAGCCAGCUGUGAACCGUAAUGAUAAAUGUAUCCAAAAAUACCAGGAGGGUCCUAAGUUCUAAACUGUGGCAUAGAAAGUGAGUAGGAGAGAUUAACUAUUAAAAGAAUGUGUGUACUGCAGGCAUAAGAUGUUAUUGGACACGUACCAUUUUAAAAGCACUGAGCAAAUCUCUGAACAUCUAAACUAGGAUACAGCCUCUAUUCUGAUAGAGUCCAUUCCUCCUCCUGGAUGACUCAAAGAGUUGAUAUCUUUUAACAAGCACAAAAGUUAUAUCUACAAAAUUGGUGCAUGACUGCCAAGACUGCCCACAUUUUAUUGUUUUUAAACACCAGCCUAUUUACCUGAAAUCUGGCACAAGAAGUUUGGGUUUUUAAAAAUAAAUUAUCUGAAGUUUGUAUUCCACAUUAUUUUUUCCAUAAAUUCGGACAUGGAUUAGCUUCCAGACAGGAGUUAUGUUAUGGAUAUCCCAUCAAAUGCUCCAUAAAAAGGGUAUACAUGUAGUACCUGACGUCUCAAGUGCAUGCAGAAGUCUUGGGAGCAACCUGUAGAGCCCACUCUAAAAGUUGGAAUGUGUGGUUAGGCUUAAGGUGACAGAAUGGAAAAGUUAUUCAAUACUUAGGAAGUAAUGAAAUUGUGUUGAAUUAUCUUUAAAUUUAGAUUUAAUUUCUGUUCUGGUCCCUUGGUCUCACCUACCUUUUGGGAUACAGCCUGGGCAUUUCACUCAAAAGCCAAAUGUGAUCCUCAGAUUAAAGAAAAAGUGGACCCUUGUACUAUCUGACCUGAAAUUAGAACAAAUAGAGUGAGCCAUCAUUUUAUAUUAACUAUAUUUGCUGUAUUACCCAUGAAAUGCCUUUUGUUUUCCCAUCUUGCAUUUUCUUUGUUCCCAACCACCUUUGCAGCAUUGUAGUACUGAUCCAGCUUCCCCAUUUCAGUAGCUUGGCUUUCAUUAGUGUUACUGCCAGCAGAUGAUAGAAACAGCCAACAGCCUUUGGCUGUUGUGGACAGUGCCUGGAACACAUUGAGCCAAGCAGAGGUGGAAAAAUUCAUAGAGAUACCACCAGAACUCUUAUUUCCUGCAUUUCUUAACCCUUUUCUCCCAUUAAAAUCUAUGAGUAGCUAUAAUCUUGUCCAACGAUUUCAUGCAAUAACUGAUGCUAUACUAUUCUGUUCUUGUAGUUCUUGAAUGGUGAUGGGAACCACAGAUACAGUUGGGUUUUCUUACAUCUCCUUCUAGAUUCCAGCUUUCAUUUUGAACACAUUAAACUAUGCAUUCAUAAGCUUACUGAACAGAAUGAAUCCCCAAAUCUUCACAUUAGUUGUAUCAUGCUUGUACCAUAUUCACACUGUCUUUGCCUUUCUUCAUUCUUUCUUUUCACUGCUGACUGCUGUGUCACUAACUUUUAAAAAAUAAAGU
Messenger RNA from Python bivittatus (Burmese python), 2708 nucleotides. It is a transcript of the gene FBXL12, whose product is annotated as F-box and leucine rich repeat protein 12. The record is from RefSeq and is a predicted model, not a curated record. NCBI's taxonomy places the organism in Eukaryota, Metazoa, Chordata, Lepidosauria, Squamata, Pythonidae. Gene Ontology annotation, molecular function: protein binding.